AUGGGCAAUUCGUUGCGAAAUCGUUGGAGUGUUGCGGUUGGGCUGGACACGUGUUUCGUCCCUACCGGAGACUCAUCAGCAGCCCGAAUACCUGUCAGAAUAGUUAUCGCGUUGGAGGGGAAACUCUCGUUGCUUGUUUUUCCUCGAUCACGUCGGGGUCACCAAUUUGUUGCGGUUGGGUUGAAGCUUCCAGAGGAGUUCAUCGUGGAAGAUCAGAAUGGUUGUGAUGUCACGCCACGUUCGUUCAUUCCGUGGCAAAGAAUGCACGCUUGGCUGGGGCUGAAGCUUCCGGAGGAGUUCAUCAGGGAAGAUGUCAGGCUACGUUCGUUCAUUCAGUGGCAAAGAAUACACGCCUGGCUGGGAUACGUUUUAUUCUUUCUUCUCUGUAAUUUAACAUUAAGCACCGCUAAGCUUUCUGAUGAGAAUCUACUCUUUCUCUAUCUUUCUCCAUCAACUCGGGCUGAGUUUCAACAACAAUCUCGAGAAGGACUGGCACCAGUUUUGGAGGACAACGUAAGAACCGGACCGCAUUCAACAUUCUGCCUUUGUCGAAUGGACGACGUAUCCGGUCAAAUUCAUUCCAUCGAUGCAUGUCAGAUGAUGGUCGGUGCAAUGGAGGACGAUGAGAAUGAUGAAAAUAAUGGCAGUCAGGAUGAUAAAAAUGAAAAUGAGGAGGGCCUUGCUAAAUCAGGCAGACAAAUAUCUGAAGGCGAUGCCAGUACUGUGAGUGUUGGAACUGCAGAUGAUGAUGACGACAAUAAUGAAAAAGAAGAUGAUGAUGAUGAUGGUAGUGACGAAGAUGAAGAUGAGAAGGCAGAGAGAGAGAGACAGGAAAGGAAGAGGAGAAUAAAAAUUAGGAAAUUGGAAAGAUUGAUGGAGAUAUGGAAGAAGUUGUGCAAGUUGAAUGACCAGGCUGCCCAUGUUGGCCGACAUUCAGAGAAGAACUUCGUCUUUGAAGGAACGAAAUAUCCUCAAAUAAAUAGGAUCAUCUCCAAAUUUGUCAACGAAGUCAAAACGUUUCCAGAUUAUCAAGAAGUUUAUGAGAUUGUUACAAAGUGUAAUGCCCACUAUUCUAUGAAAUUAAGCAAGAAUCAGAUCCUCGGAAUUAGUGAACAAGCAUUCGUAAAAUUAGGCGAACUACUCAAAAUGAGAAGAAUCAAAGAUUACAAAGAGGAGUUUGGCUGCCAUCUUACCGAUGAUGUCAGGAAGGAUCCGGCAGCUGAUGACGCUGAGCUGAAGAAAAAACUCGACGAGAACAAGAAAAUUAGCAAAAACAAAUUAGAACAGGUCUUCAGUCAUUAUACCACCCUACAACUUACCAGCUCGAAGGACGAUGAGGACGAGGACGACGAUGAUGAUGACGUCAUUGACGAGUUUGUUGAUGAAGACGAUGAGAUCAUUGAGCAACAAACAGCUGCCACUGAUGAUGAUCUAAGUUCCUUAUCGAAAAAGCUGUACCAAAAAUCUGGAGGCCAUCCUGACAAAAUUUCCAGCUUCACUACUGCUACUGCUGCCACUUCUAUUGCUACUGUAACUAUUAUUAAUACUACUACCGCUACUGCUGCUGCUGCUAAUACUACAGCUGCUAUUCCCGCUAUUACUACUUCAAAUUCUGCUUCUACUACUACAGCUGCUACUGAAACUGUGACUACUUUGACUACUGCUCCUACUACUACUUUUGCUACCACCACUACUACAAAUACUACUGCUGCUACUACUACUACUACUACUACUGCUGCUACUACUACCACUACAACUACUACUUCUACUUUUUCAACUACAGCUGCUGCCACUACUACUUCGACAGUUACUAAAGCUACUGCUAUUAAUACUACAACUGUUAAAGAUAGUAGUAGUACCUAUACUGCCAAGAAAAUGAUUGCCAACAAUCAUAAUAAUAGCAAUAAUAAUAAUAAUGACGAUGAUGAUGAUGAUGAUAGGGCUAGUGAAAGUAAGAAUACUAAUUGUAAUAGCACUAAAGCUAAUGAUUGUAACAUCAUUCAUGUUGGUGAAAAAAAUCUCACACCUUCUUUAAAAAAGUUCGAUGUCUCGGAUUCACCUACUACCAAAUUGCAGCGUUUUGAAGGUGGGCUGAAAGUGACUAUAGGUAAACCUAAUCUAAGUCCCUCAAAGGUGCUACUUGAAAGAUGUGAUCGGGCUCUUAGUUGCACCAUUAAUGGUAGCAUAAGUAGUAGUAGUGUUUGUAAUGUUGUUGGUAGUAGCGUCGGUGAAGCUGCUACUACUAGUAGUAGUGGUGGCGGCGUCAGUAGCAGCGUUGCUAGAGUUAGUACUGUCAGUAGUGGUAGUAGUGGUGGUAAGGUUAUUGGAGGGAGUAGUAUUUUGAGUAGUUGUAGUAGUAGUAAAAUUAAUGAUCACGCGAGUAGUAUUUGUAGUAGUAGUGGUGGUGGUGGCGUCAGUAACAACUGCAUUCCUAGUUAUGAUCAGAUAUCUAAAUCUAAAAAAAAGAGAAUUCGUCGCCAGCCUAAUCGAGAUGGCGAGGAUGACGAUCUUGAACGUAAACGUUCGAAACUUGAUUAUAUUAUUAGUAAUGACAAUGAUGACGAUAGUACUGCUGCUACUACUACUACUACUGCUGCUGCUACUACAACUACUAAUAUUAAUGGUAAUGAUAAUAGUUAUAGUAACGAAGACAACACUAAGAUAGGUGAUGAUGAUGAUGAUGAUGUCUUAAUAUGUGAUGUCUGUGAUAAAGUCAGUAAUAAUGGCAGUAAUAAUAAUGACGUAAACAAAGAUACUAAAUCACGAAGUAACAAAAAUGACGAUGACGUCAACGACGAUGGCGAUGAUAAGGAAGAGGACCAAAGAAUUCGUCGCCAUUGGGAUGAUGGUGACGUAAACACGAAACUUGUUAAUGGACAACUGCCCGGUGAUAGUAUUUUGAAACAUAAUAAGAAGAAAGAUGGCCGUGGUGAUGAAGUGAGUGAGGACAGAAGGAAGACAAAUGGCGGGAAAGAUGAUGGAAUGAGUGCAGUGAUAAAGAAGAAGAAGAGAAAGAGGAAUGACGAUGAUCGUUCUGAAAGCAGAGAGAGUAGAAAACAUGAGGCAGAUGAUAAAAUCGUCAAUGAUGAUGAUGAUGAUAAUAAUAAUCAUAAUAAUAACGUGAGUGAUGACGACGAUGACGUAAUUUGCAUUGAUGAUUUUCUUGAUGACAUCAAUUCCACUCAAAUCACAACACACAACGACAUGUCAUCUGACAACAAUAGCAACACUAACGAUCUAUACUACAGAAAUAGUAGCCUAUAUAAUAGAGAUAAUGCUAACACGAAUGGCUGUAGUGAUGGGAAUAUUCCAAAUCUGGCUGAUGCUAAUAAUGUGGUUCGGCCAUUCCUAUUUGGUAGUAAUAGGCAUUCCAGUUUGUUGUCGACCUUUCGACAAACAAAUACAAAAGUGAGAUCACUGCAAUCGAAAGUUCAUGCAAAUUGUAGCAACAAAGCACCUCCAUUCUCACAAAUUCAUUACAAAGCUUCAAAUAAUAACAACAACAACAUUAGUAAUGUGGCAGGUUUUGAUGGCAGCGAUUACAACAGCGCUGCAAACGGCAAUUACAACAACAACACACGUGGCAACGACAUCAGCAAUGAUGUCAUCAAUUCCUAUAUGAUUGACAUCAACAACAUUCCAAACUCUGCUGUUGGUGGCUCGAUGAACUACAACUCAGGCAGUUGCAAUCCACUUAGCAGGCCUCUUAGUGGCAAACGAGCCAGGAAAAAAUCUCAGCAGUCGAGCGUCAUCAACUUCAACAACGCCGACAACAUCUUCGGCACCAGCGCUCAAGAUGUCGCUCGUCUGCCCAAGCUACCAGCGAGACUUGCCAAGCAAAUAGAGAAGAUGACGAAGGAUGUUGUGGACACUCACAUGCGCAGGAAGCAGAUCUCUCAACUUUCUCCGGAGUUUCAACAGUUCCAGCCAACGACGCAAAACAAUCAACUACUACUGCAGUAUCAGCAACAGCCGCUGCAACAACAACAACAACAUAGUCAACCACAUCAAUAUCAACAGUAUCAUCAACCACAACGACAGCCGCGAUCGUGUCCGCAAAACUUUCGACCGCAUCAGUACCGACGUCAAAUGCAGGCACAAAUUCGACAGAGAAUUCAACAAAUUCAGCAGCAAAAUCGCCUACGAUAUCAACAACAACAACUCAACCACGACCUAAUUAUAUCUGUUGAUGAAAAUACGAACAACUAUACCAGCAGCAACAGCAUCUGUAACAAUAAUAGAACGUUUAGUGACAUACACAGCACUAACAAAAAUAUUAAUAGCGUUAAACCCUGCAACAAUACAAACUUGAAUGCAUUCACAGACAACAACAUUACUACUGGGGAUGGUACCUUUGAUAGCAAUAACAACAACAGGCUAUAUAACAGUAACACCAACAACAACAAUGAACGUUACACUAAAAAUGUCGACACUGAAAACAGCAACAUCAUCUCUAGAAACCAAAUUUACAAUCAGAACAUCAACAAAAACAUCAACCACAAUAACAACAACAUCAACCACAACAACAACAACCACAACAACAUCAAUAACAUCAGCAAAUCGAACUGCAAUAAAAAAACUAACAAACACACAUCCUUUAACAUUAACAACAACAACAAUAAUCAUUACACUAAUACAACUAACUUGAAUAAUUUCUGCAAUAUGGACAGUGACAGCAAUAACAACGACAAUAAUAACAACUAUAAUAAUAAUAAUAUCAACAACGGUAAUAGCAUUAAUUAUAGGUCUUCAACUUUUACAAACAGUGACGUGAACAGAACAAACAACUCACACUCACACAAUUACAAGGCAGAUAGAAACAUUUCCACUUACACUCCAGCGCAGCCAAAACUUUCAGCCGGCACUGUAUCUCAGCAGAAGCCGACAAAACGUCAACAAAGUAGCAAAAGAAAGAUACUGGAUAAGAGUCUUGCUGGUGAUUCUAGUGCGGCGAAAAGAAAAUUUAACAAUGAUGAUAAUUUCGUUGGAAAUUUGAUUGUCUUGAAUGAUGAUGAUGAUGAGGAGGAGGAUGAGAAGGUGGAAGAUGCUAAUUCUCAAGAACAUUUCGUCGUCGAUGCUGAUGAGUUGUCUACAGCUGUCAUCAACCUCCCAUCAGCAACCAGCAACCAAGAAACUGCUGAAAACAGCAACAGCAGCAGCAAUAACAACAACAACGCUAGGGAAAAUUUAUCUUCUGCUAUGAAUUCACUUUACGUCAAAGUCAUCAAAACGACCACAACAACUACAACCACCGUCGUGCAGCACAAAGAACGGCGUCAACUACCACGACAGCGGCGACCAAAUCGCAUUAAGUGUCAGCUACAAAGUCAACAGCAACGUCAGCCGCAACCACAACAACAAUUAGUUAUGCUCAAUGAUGAAGAUAACGACGACGACGAUGUUAUCAUUUGCGAUGACGUCACAGCCGAUAACGAAAACUCUAAAAAUAGUACAGCCAGUAAGACACAACAGUUUUUGACUAUUACGACUGCGAUGUCGCCAUUAUCAUCAUCAUCAACAACAACAGCAACAACUACUACUACUACAAUACAACAACAACAAAUAAGCAGCAGCAGCAACAACAACAAAAACACAAGUCUCAUUACUCAGUCAUGUUCUUUGGGCAGUUUAAUAUCAGAUGAUGACAAUGAUGAUGAUGAUGAUAGAGUCGUAGGAUAUGCCCAGGUCAACGAUGACAAUGAUGUUGUAGAAGAUGAUGACGUCAUCGUCGCGUGUGAAGCAGAUGACGUACGUGCUAAUACUGAUGACGAUGAUUGUUGCAUAGAUAUCCAUUCCAACAAAGAAUCAGAGAAUCCGGAAAAUAGUAAUAGUACCAAUGUCUGUAACAUUGUGAAUGAUCCAGAAGACUUUGUAGAUAAUGACUGCGUUAUAUGCCUGUUGUAAUGCCUUUAUUAAACUAUUUUUUGCCACUUAUUUGUUUGAUAUAAGAAAAUAAAUUUUAAAAUUUAAUACGUAUUUCUGUUGAAAUUCAUUAUUAUUAUUAUUAAUAACUAUUAUUUUUUUUAAUUAUUAUUAUUAUCAAUUAUCAUUAUUAUAUUAUUUUAUUUUAACGAUUUUAAAUAUUAAUUUUGAAUUAUUUAACGAUUUUAAAAUAAUUGACACAUUGCGAUUUUUAAAUGUUGAACACUCAGCGUGAAAUAAUUUUAGUAAUAUAAAGGUUGUCAUUGCCCCAUGAUUCAUGACUGAAUGAUUGGGUGAAUGCGUGUGGUAAUUUAUGGCUAUCUUUGCGUAGAAAUACAAGGUAUCUUCAAUGCAGGUCUUUGACUUUAUGCACAUUAUUCAUUUAAUCGUUCCUUUGUUCACUUCCACUCGAGUUUGAUUUAAUAAAAUGGGAUUUAAUUUGCUCUGAACUGUUUUU
Molecule: messenger RNA, 6379 nt
Organism: Helobdella robusta
Lineage: Eukaryota; Metazoa; Annelida; Clitellata; Rhynchobdellida; Glossiphoniidae
Exons: 15
Coding region: 1-5904 (1967 amino acids)
Molecular function (GO): histone binding
Source: RefSeq, a predicted model, not a curated record